AUGUGCUAUGGGCCUGAUGCGGGUGACCCGAGGCUGCGUAACAACAUUGCGCAAUGGCUCACCAAGUUCUACAAGCCUGCGGACCCAGUAUCCAAAGAACGCAUAUGCGUUUCUGGCGGGGCUUCCCAGAACCUAGCCUGCCUACUUCAAGAUUUCACAGACCCGGUAUAUACAAGGAAUGUUUGGAUAGUAGCUCCGGCGUAUAUGCUUGCAUUCCGUAUAUUCGAGGAUGCUGGGUUCCACAAAAAGCUCCGGGCCGUGCCUGAGGAUAAAGAGGGUAUUGACAUGUCGUAUUUGAGGGACCAGAUUAGGCAGAGCGAAGAGAAAGCAAAAUCCGAAAAUAACAAUGAACCGCAAUUCAAACCUCCGAGGGCUUCGAAUAAGAUUUACAAACAUGUAAUCUAUGCGGUGCCAGGAUUUUCCAAUCCCAGUUCCAAGACGAUGAGCCUGAGCAGAAGAGAGGAGUUAGUACGUCUGGCACGAGAAUACGAUGCCCUUAUCAUCACAGACGACGUAUACGACUUCCUGCAAUGGCCAUCAAGUCUCAACCCUAGUACACUUUCCAUCGAGAAAGCUAGUUUGCCCCGGAUCGUCGACGUCGACAGGUAUCUCGACGGAGGCGCCGAAAGACAUGGCGCAGAUGGCUUCGGUAACGCAGUCUCAAAUGGAUCGUUUUCCAAGAUUUUUGGCCCCGGUUUACGUACGGGUUGGUGUGAAGGAACGCCCAAGAUGACAUAUGGGGUAUCGCAAACAGGAUCUAGCCGUUCGGGGGGAGCACCCAGCCAGCUGACAGCCUGUUUUGUGGCCGAGACACUGGAGACAGGAGAGCUCCAACGCUACGUGUAUGACAGACUUCAGCCAACAUAUGGUAAUCGGUAUCGCCGAAUGCUGGAAGCGAUUAACCAGCACCUCAUCCCACUGGGCGUUCGCGUUCCCCAAACCGAUCGCGAAGUCGUCGGCGGAUAUUUCAUCUGGCUGACGUUGCCUUCUCCGCUGAAAGGUGCAGUGGUAGCACAACGCGCAAAGGAAGAUGAGAAUCUGGCAGUCGCACAGGUACCCGGCGACACCGGACAUGACGGCACGUCUUUUAGCAACGACAUUAGAGUUUGCUUUGCGUGGGAAGAGGAAGACAUGCUUGCUGAAGGCAUCGAGCGACUUGCCACAGUCAUUAGCCGCAUGCUAAAUGAAGAAGCCAAUGGAGGUCAGCCAACUCAUCGUGCGGCUGCCCAAGAAGAGGACGCGAAGAACUUGUGGUGA
This is a messenger RNA of Alternaria atra, 1257 nucleotides long. RefSeq lists its product as uncharacterized. Gene Ontology annotation, molecular function: L-2-aminoadipate:2-oxoglutarate transaminase activity; pyridoxal phosphate binding. Lineage: Eukaryota; Fungi; Ascomycota; Dothideomycetes; Pleosporales; Pleosporaceae. Bases 1 to 1257 code for a protein of 418 amino acids. The record is from RefSeq and is a predicted model, not a curated record. Gene Ontology annotation, biological process: biosynthetic process. The transcript is spliced from 5 exons.